Lathyrus oleraceus (garden pea) is the source of this 1128-nucleotide messenger RNA. Its product is annotated as protein MAIN-LIKE 2-like. The transcript has 4 exons. Gene Ontology annotation, biological process: meristem maintenance; meristem development. The coding region runs from base 1 to 1128 and encodes 375 amino acids. The record is from RefSeq and is a predicted model, not a curated record. Lineage: Eukaryota; Viridiplantae; Streptophyta; Magnoliopsida; Fabales; Fabaceae.
AUGGCUCGCCCAUUGAUUGGACGAGUCAAAACGCAUGCAGGCAUAGCUUGGCCAUUGAUUGGACGUCUCAGAACACAUGGAACUUUUGCAGUGCACCGUCUCAUCAACCAGGGAACCGUUGAAGGGAAAACUCAACCCAACUUUUGCAUGCAUGCAGAAGACACUAGGUUUCGGGUCCAUUCCCAUACUCACAUUCAACCAAGUGUUGUUGUAAUACCGUAUUUAGAACAAGUCGGUUUUGUUAAUGUAGCAAAAAUAGCAACUUUAAAAAUAGACUCCAAACUAGUUGUUGCUUUGUUAGAGAGAUGGAGACCCGAGACACAUAAUUUUCAUUUAUCAACUGGUGAAUGUACUAUUACACUGCAGGAUGUGAGUAUGUUACUCGGUCUCCGAAUUAAUGGUAAACCUAUUAAUGGCCCAAUAAAUGUAACAAACGAUGUUUACAUGGAGAAUUUAGGCGUCGAACCGACCGCUUCAGAUAAAAAUGGGGCUUCUGUGAAAAUUGUUUGGUUAGAAGCUUUAUUGACACAACUAAAAAAUAAUUCUUCCCCCACGGAAGCGGAAAAUAUUCUUCAUGCAAAAGUCUAUAUUUUAGUAUUAAUUGCUACUUUCUUAAUGCCAGAUAAGAGUCACAAUUUAUAUCAGUCAUUUUGGUUACCUUUAGUAGGAGACUUGGAAAAAUGUAACACAUACAGUUGGGGUUCUGCUUGUCUGACAACAUUAUAUAGACAUAUGUGCAAGGCAACCCAAAAAGGAGUGAAGAGCAUAGGAGGUUGUGUUAUAAUACUCAGUGUCUGGGCAUUCCCACAUAUACUGUUGUUUGCCCCAGUUAGUACCGAGGUUCCAUCACAUCCGUAUGCAUUAAGAUGGUGCAAACGAGGUAUGCAUUAUGGAAAUAAUCCUCGUCAUCAUCUACGUGGGUACCGAGUUGCAAUUGAACACAUGGAAGAAAAUGAUUUUAUAUGGAGACCGUACAUACAAUACCUAGUGUCUGAUUAUAGUGACAAUCGAGUAUGGAGUGCAACAACAUAUAUAAUAUGUUUCUUUACCAUUGAGAUGCAUCAGACAGAUAGGUCAAACUCCAAUUUGGAUUUGAACAACACAUCUCGUCUCAGCCAAGAUGUCUAA